This is a messenger RNA of Argiope bruennichi, 1056 nucleotides long. RefSeq names its product ATP synthase mitochondrial F1 complex assembly factor 1-like. Lineage: Eukaryota; Metazoa; Arthropoda; Arachnida; Araneae; Araneidae. Gene Ontology annotation, biological process: mitochondrial proton-transporting ATP synthase complex assembly. The transcript has 10 exons. The record is from RefSeq and is a predicted model, not a curated record. The coding region runs from base 76 to 906 and encodes 276 amino acids. Gene Ontology annotation, cellular component: mitochondrion.
AACAAUUCAACCUUGCUCUGCUACUCUCACAAAUCUUAACUAAACAACAAAAUAUUCUAAUAUUUCAACAUUAAAAUGCGGUGGUUAUCUUCUUUAAGGUCCUUAUUUAUUACUCCACAGCCCAAACAAUAUAAUAUUCUUAGAGCAUUUUCUAGGACAGUAGAUUCCCGGCAAGAUAUAACUGAAAACCCUUACUUCGAGAAAUAUGCAGAAAAAAUAGCGGAAGUUCAAAAAAGGCCUUCAAAUGAUAUUAAGGCAAGAAUAGAGAAGAAUUUAAAUAGCUUUCAAUCACAUCCCUAUUACCAAGAUAAACAGACAAGUGAAUUCAAAGAAUCUAAUCGUAAUAAGGAUGCAAAUUUUUCUCAAUUGCAAAGACAAAAUGAUUUAAAUAAAAUUAUGAAAUUAGAUGCCAUAGAAGAAAAGACAGCAGAAGAAAUUGAAUCUAUAUGGAAGCAGUAUCAUGAAGUUAAACAAGGUGUUUAUGCUGUUUUACCUGCUGGAGUAUUUGAGAAAAUGCAUUCUAAUUUAAAAGAAUAUCCUGUAUUUGUGUUUCCUUUACCAAGAAGCCAUGGAUAUGAAUUUAUUAUGUGCCAAUUUCAAAAUCAAAAUUGCUAUUUCACAUCACUUUUGAAUUACCAGGCAUAUAAAGAAAAUGCUCCAAUUUGUUUAACUGUAACAUACUUUACUGAAUUUCAAGAAAGUAAAGGAAUAGUUCUGAUGAGAGGAGAAUAUGAUGAUGCUUCUUUGAAAGCCCAUGAAGCUCAGUGUUUAACCAAUCAAUUACAAUUAUAUUAUGGUGGUGUUGACAGUGAUAAAUUGCUUUUAGUUGAGAAGUUUAAUAGGCAUCCUGAUUCUUUCAAGCAUAUGGAUUUGAUUUCAAAUUUUGAAUAUGGUUUAGGAAAAUAAAUUAGAAAGAGUUGUUUGAACUAAGGAGAAUAGGAAUCAUUCAUUGAAUUUCAGAUAUGAAUCAUUUCAUUGAAUUUCAGAUAUGUAUUGACUGGAAAUGAAAAUUCCUGUACAUAAUGUUUUAUAAAAUAAAGCAUUUGGGUAUUUAUA